AUGGAAAGUGAUAACUCCAGUCCCGGGGCUGAAGAUCCUAAGGUUGCUGCAAGAAAUCUCCAACAUCCAACUGUCACACUGAUCGUUGUUACAAUUCAUCCUAAAAGUAGUGAGGCUCCCACCUAUCAUCCCACAACUCCCCUUCAUUCUGACAAAGGAUCUAUGGGCGAAGUGAACAAUCCUGCUGCAAAAGGACAGGAAAACUCUCCACCAAAAAUCAUCACCCAACAUUCCCACACUAGCGGUUCUGAACCUGAGGAUGAGCAUAACGAAGAUGCCCCAGUGGAAAGAGAUGUCGAAAUGCAAGACCCUAGGGAAAUCCCUGAAGAUGAAUCUGAAGAUGAUUCACCCGACACUAACCAAGAUGUGGAUGAUCUUAAUAACGAAGAAGAAGAUGAUCACUAUAUGUUUAACUUCGAUGAAGAACCCCCUGAGGACGAGGAUGAGGAUCAAACUAAUGUUGGUGAUGAAGAAAAGAAUGACCCAUAG
This is a messenger RNA of Lathyrus oleraceus (garden pea), 489 nucleotides long. RefSeq lists its product as uncharacterized. The transcript has 2 exons. The record is from RefSeq and is a predicted model, not a curated record. Bases 1 to 489 code for a protein of 162 amino acids. Lineage: Eukaryota; Viridiplantae; Streptophyta; Magnoliopsida; Fabales; Fabaceae.